GCUUGUGCUUCCUGAAAACACACAAGCCUCCACCCACCCAGCUUCUUUCUGCUUCCUCAAAAGAGACAAGCCCACCCCUGCUUCCAACUCCAACCCAUCCUCCAUGGCUGACGGCGAGGGCUGGCGGGAGGAGAGGCGGCGCCUCUACAAAGCGAUUGAGGCCCUCGUGCGCAAGACCAACCAGGACGUGGAGCGCCUGCUCGCCGACCGCACCUACCUCGAGACCCUCCUCGUGACCCACGAACUCAUCUGGGCCGACAUCUACUCCGCCCUCAACGACCGCUACUCCGCCCUCCGCGACUGCCUCGGCGAGCUCCUCGCCGGCAAGGACAUCCAGGCGCGCCACCACCAGAUCUACAACGGACACCAAGAUGGUGGCUUGGAGGAUGCGGCUGCUUUGGCUCAAGAAAACAAUGAGUUCAAGGAACGGGCUACUAAAAUAGCACGCAAGCUUCAGCACAAGGUGGAGGAGCUGCAACUGCAAGUGGUGGCCCAAAACAAGGAUGACCAUAUUGGCAGAUUGCAAGCUGAAGCUAAUGAUGCCAAAAUGAAGAUGCUGGCUAUGGAGGAAAAGCUAGAAAAAAUGCACUCCCUCAUCACUGAGAAAGAUGAUGAAAUCCAAAAACUCAAGAGUCAAGAUAUCAACGGGACACAUAGGAAAUCUAGGUCUGAAGGUUCAUCUGUACGGGCCGAGUCUGAAGGUAAUCCUCGGAGGCAAGAUCAACCUGAGACCAGUCAGAAUGGGCAGAAGACGGCGGCGUCCAACAACGGCGGUUUGGAGAAUGAGCAAGUAAAGCGUCCAGGCUCUCGGUAUACAGGGAGGACUAUCAUUACCUACAAUAGAGGGAAGAUGCCAACCAAGCCAGUGUUGGUUAACAACAGCAGUAGCGGCAGCGAUGACAAGGAUGACGACCAUGAGCCACCGGGGGUGGGAGGCACGGUGGUAGUAGGUGAUUCCCCGCGGUCUGCCAGCGUCGAGAUCGGGAAGAAGACAGCAUUCGUGCUCGGCAACGGCGGUAGCAGCAGCUACAGAAACGUUGACGAUGACGAUCUUGCACCCAUGUCUGACUUGGUUUCCAAACUAUUUCCCAGGGGAGCGAAGGGAUGUUGCGUAGGAGCGCUCGAAAACGGCGCACACCGCAACCGUGCAGAUGUUGUAUAAUGAGCAACUAAAGGCUCUCGGUAUGGAUAUGGAGUGAGGAUCAGUAGGACUAUGGUUUGUGGAAAAUAUUGUGCAACUUUGACGAUCAGCUAUCCCGUGAACUAUGCUUACUGGCACCAGUAUGUGCCUCUUUUAUUAAUUAUGAAAUGUAAUGCCAGCUAUGUAUGACAACUAUGUUAAUGUCAGCAAGUGUUGUCUUGAUCUA
Messenger RNA from Hordeum vulgare subsp. vulgare (domesticated barley), 1367 nucleotides. RefSeq lists its product as uncharacterized. The record is from RefSeq and is a predicted model, not a curated record. The coding region runs from base 104 to 1162 and encodes 352 amino acids. Lineage: Eukaryota; Viridiplantae; Streptophyta; Magnoliopsida; Poales; Poaceae. The transcript has 6 exons.